UUUUCAAAAUUGUCAUUCGGCCGGUCAUCACCACCCAAAACCUUUCUUUAUUUUCACUUUCCAUCCAUUUUGCACUACAAAUACCUUCGAUUUCCCAUGACAGACUAAGAAAACCCAAAAGACGAAAUGCCAAAAGAAAGCAAACACAAGCCACCAAAACAAAGCCACGGAGGAGGAGGUGGAAGAGGCGGAGGCCGGUCUUGUGGCUUAUGUCUUUUCAUUUUCCUCCUCUUACUAGGAAUUACUGCACUUACCCUAUGGCUCAUUUACCGUCCCCACAAGCCUCGUUUCACCGUCGUAAGCGCCGCCAUCUACCAACUCAACGCCACUUCCCAACCCUUCAUUUCCACCUCCAUGCAAUUCACCAUAGUCACACGAAACCCCAACAGGAGAGUCUCCAUCCUUUACGACAAGUUGCAAGCUUAUGUUCUGUACAAAAACCAACAGAUCACUCCCCCACUGGACUUACCACCACUGUUCCACGAGACGAAGACCACAGUGGCGUUUUCUCCGGUUCUCGGCAGUGCGACGGUGCCUGCUUCGGUGGAGGUGGUGAAUGGACUGAUGAUGGAUGAGACUUACGGAGUGGUGGCGAUGAGGGUGGUGGUGUUGGGGAAGUUGAGAUGGAAGGCGGGUGCUAUAAAGACAGUGAAGUACGACGUUUAUGUGAAAUGCGAUGUUUGGGUUGGUUUGAAGAAGGGGGUGACAGGACCGGUGCCUUUGGUCGGAGCUCCUCCAUGUAAAGUUGAUGUAUGAAGCAUAUGUAAAUGGCUUUUACUUUAAAAAGCUUAUUCUGGCUUCUUUCUUCUGGCUUUGUUUCAUGAAUUUUAGUGCAGCUUUGGUUCCUUGUACUU
Molecule: messenger RNA, 854 nt
Organism: Hibiscus syriacus
Lineage: Eukaryota; Viridiplantae; Streptophyta; Magnoliopsida; Malvales; Malvaceae
Product: NDR1/HIN1-like protein 12
Exons: 1
Coding region: 127-756 (209 amino acids)
Biological process (GO): defense response to other organism
Source: RefSeq, a predicted model, not a curated record